AUUUUAUAAAAUACUUGUUCCGACUGGUGAUACCAUGCGCUAUGAAUAUGUAGUAUCAAAACUUUUAUCUGAAGAUUAUCCCGUAAUGCUUGUUGGAAAUGUUGGCACGGGAAAAACAUCAACUGCAGUGAGUGUAAUGGAAUCAUGUGACAAACACAAGUUCUGCGUUCUGUCCGUAAACAUGUCUGCACAGACUACUGCAGCUGGGCUACAGGAAUCAAUAGAAAAUCGAACUGAAAAACGUACGAAAACACAAUUUUUACCUAUAGGUGGUAAAAGAAUGAUAUGCUUUAUGGAUGACUUCAAUAUGCCUGCCAAAGACACUUAUGGGUCUCAACCACCAUUAGAGCUAAUACGGCAAUGGAUUGAUUAUAAAUAUUGGUUCAAUCGCAAAACACAGCAAAAAAUAUAUGUCCAAAACACCCUGUUGAUGGCAGCUAUGGGUCCUCCUGGUGGCGGGAGACAAAUGAUUUCAAGUCGUACUCAAAGUCGCUUUGUCUUAUUAAAUCUAACUUUUCCUACUCAGGAAACAAUAGUCCGAAUAUUCGGUUCCAUGCUUAGGCAAAAACUGGAGAUCUUUUCGAACGAAGUUCGUGAGAUGUGGCUUCCGAUAACACAAUGUACCAUUUAUUUAUAUGUAGCUGUUAUUGGUAAAAUGCUGCCAACACCAAAUAAGUCGCAUUACCUAUUUAAUCUUCGAGACAUUUCAAAAGUUUUUCAAGGUCUUUUAAGAAGUUCACAGGAACUACAAACUAAAAAAUCAUUUUUCUUGCGUCUAUGGAUACACGAGUGUUUUCGCGUUUUUUGCGAUCGACUUGUUGACGAUACAGAUUAUCUUUGGUUCCUGAAUACAAUUAAUGAUACUUUAGGAAAACAUUUUGAAGUUACUUUCCAUAGCCUUUGCCCUUCGAAGCUACCUCCACUUUUUGGCGACUUUGUUCACCCACAAGGUUUUUAUGAAGAUCUUGAAAUUGAUGCCUUGCGAACGUAUAUGAAAGCUCAAUUAAAUGAGUUUAACAAUUUUCCAGCGAUGACACGUAUGAACCUCGUUUUUUUUAAAGAAGCUAUUGAACAAGUUGUGCGGAUACUGAGAGUGAUUUCGCAACCGCGUGGCCAUAUUCUUAAUAUGGGUAUAGGUGGCUCAGGCCGACAAGUACUUGCCAAACUAGCCGCAUUUAUUUUAGAAAUGGGAAUAUUUCAAAUUGAAGUAACAAAAAAAUAUAAGACAAGCGACUUACGCGAAGAUUUAAAAAAUCUUUAUAAGUUAACAGGAAUAAAACAGCGUACAACGAUAUUUAUUUUUAGUAGUGAACAAAUAGCUGAGGUCUCUUUUUUGGAAAUAAUAAACAAUAUGUUAAGUACUGCUGAAAUAAACCUUUUCAAGUCUGAUGAGUUUGAUGAACUUAAAAGUGAGCUCGAACGACCAGCAAAAAAAGCUGGAAUUGUAAUAACAACGGAAUCAAUGUACUCAUUUUUUAUGCUAAAUGUACGCGAUUUUAUGCAUAUAGCACUUUGCUUUAGUCCUAUUGGAGAAAAUUUUAGAAGCUACAUAAGGCAAUAUCCAGCUCUGCUAAGCUCGACAACUCCGAAUUGGUUCAGACUAUGGCCACAAGAAGCUCUUUUGGAAGUAGCUUCUCAUUUUAUGCACGGAUUUAAGCUUAACGUUCUUGUUCCAGGAAAAGAGGAUGAAAAAAAUCGUGAUAGCUUAGUUAUUACUACGGAGAGUGUACUUCAUCGAGACAUUGCACAUGCAUUUUCUAUUAUUCAUUCAAGUGUUGUAAAAAUGUCAGACCUAAUGUUACAGCAAGUUAAGAGGUAUAAUUACGUAACAUCACCAAACUAUUUACAACUUGUUAGCGGUUUCAAGGAGCUCCUUGAAAAAAAACGUUUGGAAGUAUCUACGGCAGCCAAUAGAUUACGUAAUGGCCUAUCAAAAAUUGCCGAAACGCAGGAAAAGGUUUCUUUAAUGUCAGAGGAGUUAAAAAUUAGUUCAGAACAAGUUAAAAUACUUGCUAAAGAAUGUGAAGAGUUUAUAUCAAUGAUUGAAAUACAAAAGACCGAGGCAACUGAGCAAAAGGAAAAGGUUGAUGCGGAAGCUGUGAUAAUUAGACGGGAAGAAGUAAUUUGUCUCGAUUUGGCCGCCACGGCACGUGCCGACUUAGAAGUGGUAAUGCCCAUGAUAGACGCUGCCGUAAAGGCAUUAGAUGCUCUUAAUAAAAAAGAUAUUGCUGAAGUUAAAUCAUACGGACGCCCCCCAAUGAAAAUUGAAAAGGUGAUGGAAGCAGUUUUAAUACUACUUGGAAAAGAACCCACUUGGGAAAACGCUAAGAAAGUAUUAAGUGAAUCGACAUUUCUAAAUGACCUUAAGAACUUUGACCGUGACCACGUGUCAGAUAAAACUCUUAAGAGAAUUGCCAUGUAUACAAAAAAUCCGGAACUAGAACCAGAUAAGGUAGCUGUUGUGUCAGUUGCUUGUAAAUCUUUGAUGCAAUGGAUAAUGGCAAUAGAAAACUAUGGAAAAGUUUAUCGAAUUGUGGCUCCUAAGCAAGAAAAACUAGAUAACGCUAUAAGGUCACUUGAAGAAAAACAGGCAGCGUUAGCAGCAGCUAAAAAAAAACUUGAAGAAUUACAAGCAGUUAUUGAAGAACUGUAUCGGCAAUUGAAUGAAAAAACCCAACUUCUCAAUGAACUGCGAGCGAAAGAAGAGCGUCUGCGAAAACAAUUAGAACGAGCUAUUAUCUUAGUAGAAUCAUUAUCUGGAGAACGAGAGCGUUGGAUAGAAACGGUUGCUCAGUUAGAUCUUUCAUUCGAAAAGCUUCCUGGAGAUUGCUUGUUGUCUAUAGCAUUUAUGUCAUAUUUAGGAGCAUUUGAUACAAAGUACCGGGAAGAUUUGUUAUCCAAGUGGUCACAGUUAAUUAAAGAUCUUCUUAUACCGGUUACAUCAGAAUUAAAAAUAACAACUUUUCUUAGUGAUGCUGUUUCCAUCCGUGAAUGGAAUAUACAAGGUCUGCCAGCUGAUGACUUAAGUACAGAAAAUGGUGUAAUAGUAUCACAAGGAAGUCGCUGGCCUCUUGUUAUUGAUCCGCAGAUGCAAGCGAAUAACUGGAUUAAGAAUAUGGAGGAACUUAAUCAGCUUAUAAUUAUUGACUUUGGGAUGAUUGAUUAUAUUCGUCAAUUGGAACGAGCUGUUAAAGAAGGGCUUCCAGUUUUAUUGCAAAAUGUUGGAGAAAAUUUGGACCAAGCCAUUAAUCCAAUACUUCGUCGAAGUUUCACCAUACAGAGUGGUGAAAAACUACUCAAAUUUAACGACAAGUACAUUUCCUAUAACGAUCAAUUUCGAUUUUAUAUAACAACAAAGAUAGCAAAUCCUCACUAUCCUCCUGAAAUUUCAUCUAAAACCACUAUAGUUAACUUUGCUCUAAAACAGGAUGGGCUAGAAGCACAACUAUUAGGAAUCAUAGUGCGUAAAGAAAAACCGGCGCUGGAAGAACAAAAAGAUGAGCUGGUUUUAACUAUAGCCCGUAACAAACGAACUUUAAUUGAUCUUGAUAACGAGAUACUUCGUUUACUUAAUGAGAGCCGAGGUUCAUUAUUAGAUGAUGAUGAACUCUUCUCAACAUUGCAGAAAUCCCGGCAAACUUCUGUACUGGUUAAGGAAUCUCUUACUAUUGCCGAGGUUACUGAGGUAGAGAUUGAUGCAGCUCGUCAAGAAUAUAAACCAGCAUCAGAACGUGCAGCUAUUUUAUUCUUUGUGCUAAUGGACAUGUCAAAAAUUGAUCCCAUGUAUGUCUUUUCAUUAGCAGCUUACAUAUUACUCUUCACACACUCUAUUGAACGAAGUCCUCGUAACCAGUUGGUACAUGAGCGGAUACAGAAUAUUAACGACUAUCAUACAUACUCGGUAUACCGUAAUACAUGUCGAGGACUUUUUGAAAGACAUAAGCUUUUAUUUUCAAUACAUAUGACAGCCAAAAUACUUUCAAAUGCCGGAAAACUUAUGGAAGACGAGUACGAUUUUAUAUUAAAAGGUGGGAUUGUUUUAGACAAACAAGGGCAGGCUCCUAAUCCGGCACCAUGGUGGAUUAAUGAACAAAACUGGGACAAUAUAACAGAAUUGGAUAAAGUAUCUGGGUUCCAUGGAAUAAUAGAUUCUUUCGAGCAGAAUGUUAAAUCUUGGAAUGGUAGUUUGUAAAAACUUUUUUUUAAAACCAUGCUCCGGAUACUGAAAAUCGAAAAACUAACGAAUUUACUACUAUUUAAAUCGCUCAAUAUUAGAACAAAAACGAUU
Molecule: messenger RNA, 4288 nt
Organism: Drosophila obscura
Lineage: Eukaryota; Metazoa; Arthropoda; Insecta; Diptera; Drosophilidae
Product: dynein heavy chain 2, axonemal-like
Exons: 2
Coding region: 35-4192 (1385 amino acids)
Biological process (GO): microtubule-based movement
Cellular component (GO): dynein complex
Molecular function (GO): minus-end-directed microtubule motor activity; dynein intermediate chain binding; dynein light intermediate chain binding
Source: RefSeq, a predicted model, not a curated record